UUGAUCUGUUUAUUUGGCGGUAUCCUCGAAAUUUUUUUUAUUCCUCGAUUAAUUAAGAUGAUAUUUACCGACUUUAUUAAUUAAAAUGGCUUCGUCAGAAAAUUCCACCGACAUAGAAGAUAUCAAUGAAAAAAUAUAUGUUGAUUCGUAUUACUGUUUCCUAAAAAAUAAGAAGAACAAUUCGUUAGAAGCAUCAGAUGCUCUUCGUGAUUUAACAAGACAAGUAAAUUUUCAUGCCGAUAAUCUCAAUGUAACGAAAUCUAGUGCUGACAAAUUAAAAAAUGAAUUUAUUUCUGAAUAUUUCAAUUUUAUAGAUAGUGCUGUAACAUCUCAAUCUUUAUUGCCUGCUUGUGAUAACCCAGCUAUUGGUGAUGGGUAUUCCCCUGAAGAAGAUCAAAAAAUUCCUAUAAUGAAAAAUAUUGUCAAGGAGUUGAACAUGCACUUAAGUAAUUUACAAAUAAAUCUAUCUUCUCCAACAUCAUCUGGUCCUCUUUUCAAAUUUAUGAUGACAUCUGAGUCAACUAAUUUUGAUAAAGAGAAUCCAUCUGUUAAUCAGAAUACAAAUUUACGUCCAAAAAAACAAUCAGGACCUCAUAUCAAAUCUAAUGGAAAGCCUACUUCUUAUGGUGCUACUAACAUUUCAAAAACUUUCAGUAGUAAUACAAAUUCUCUUCAAAAAACCAGUGAAUCUUUUUCCAAACCAAAAAUGAAACCCUUGAACAACUUUGGACAUACGAGUCAUCCAAAUCUAUCAUCCUUUCAUACUAAACCUCCCAUUCAACGCAAAUUCUAUGGUGCAGGAUUAUCAUCUAAGCGUCAUGUAGAAGAGGAUCAAGAAUCAAAUUCCGAGCGUUCAACUAAAAAAUUUAAUAGUUAUAAUUCAAAAUUAUCAGUACAACCUAAAAGUGAACAGUCUAAAUCUUGUGGAACUGGAUUUGUGUCAGCGAGCUCUAUGUAUCGAAACCCGUUAAAGAAAGAAAAAAAUGAUGAGGCAGUGAAUUCUUCACCCGAGACAAAUCAAGAAUCAGAAGUAAAUAAUCAUGAAUCAUUAAAACACUUUGAUAAAAAGAUUGUGGAUGUAAUUUUCAAUGAGAUAAUGGAUUUUAGUCCAAAUAUUAAAUGGUCUGACAUUGCUGGUCUUGAUUUUGUCAAAACAACAGUUCAGGAAAUUGUGAUUUGGCCAUUACUGAGGCCAGAUAUUUUUACUGGCUUGAGAGCUCCUCCUCGAGGCAUUUUAUUAUUUGGGCCACCUGGUACUGGUAAAACUUUGAUUGGUAAAUGUAUUGCAACUGAAUCAAAUUCUACUUUCUUUUGCAUUAGUGCUUCAUCUUUAGCAUCCAAAUGGGUUGGCGAGAGUGAACAAAUGGUUCGAGCAUUAUUUACUGUAGCCCGGCUCAAUCAACCUGCUGUUAUAUUUAUUGAUGAAAUUGAUUCAUUAUUGUCACAGAGAAGCGAUAAAGAACAAGACUUUUCACGAAAACUUAAAACUGAAUUUCUUGUGCAGUUUGAUGGGGCUAAAACUUCCUCUGAAGAAAGGGUUCUUGUGGUUGGUGCUACAAAUAGGCCACAUGAAUUAGAUGAAGCAGCAAGACGUCGAUUUGUAAAAAGACUUUAUGUGCCUUUACCUGAAGAAUCUGCCAGACGGCAAAUUAUACAAAAAUUAUUAAUAGCUCAUCAGCAUGAAUUAUCAGAAAAUGACUUAGAUAAGAUUUGUGAUGAAACCAAAGGUUAUUCAGGAUCAGAUGUGGCACAUCUUUGUAAAGAGGCAGCUAUGGGACCCAUUAGAUGUAUUGGUCCAGAAAAUAUUAAAACAGUAUCCCUUGAACAAGUGCGACCAAUCAAUUUGAAUGACUUUAUGGUUGCUUUGAAGCAAGUCAGAGCAAGUGUAGCUCAAGAUGAUCUUAACUAUUACUUGGAAUGGAACAAAAAAUUUGGGAGUUUUGGAACAUAAUUUCGUAAUGUUUGUCUUUAUAAAUAAAUGCGUAUUCAGUUCUAACAGCAGUUAUAUAUUGAUUUUUUCUUUUAAAAU
Molecule: messenger RNA, 2029 nt
Organism: Argiope bruennichi
Lineage: Eukaryota; Metazoa; Arthropoda; Arachnida; Araneae; Araneidae
Product: fidgetin-like protein 1
Exons: 1
Coding region: 86-1951 (621 amino acids)
Molecular function (GO): ATP binding; ATP hydrolysis activity; microtubule severing ATPase activity
Source: RefSeq, a predicted model, not a curated record